Messenger RNA from Penicillium robsamsonii, 1188 nucleotides. RefSeq names its product putative nuclear pore protein (SEH1). The transcript is spliced from 3 exons. Gene Ontology annotation, biological process: cellular response to amino acid starvation; positive regulation of TORC1 signaling. Bases 1 to 1188 code for a protein of 395 amino acids. The record is from RefSeq and is a predicted model, not a curated record. Gene Ontology annotation, molecular function: protein binding; structural molecule activity. Gene Ontology annotation, cellular component: nuclear pore outer ring; Seh1-associated complex. NCBI's taxonomy places the organism in Eukaryota, Fungi, Ascomycota, Eurotiomycetes, Eurotiales, Aspergillaceae.
AUGGGGGCAGUGGAGCGCCCCGAGAUAACGGCCGGAUUUGCCGACUUCGACGCCGGCCAUCGGGAUCUUGUCACCGUCACCAGAUUUAACUUCUAUGGCAAUCGUAUUGUCACCGCUUCUUCUGAUCACCGCAUGAAAGUUUGGGAUCUCAAGGAUGGCCAGUGGCAACUGAUAGACACCUGGCGCGCGCACGACGCUGAGAUUCGCGAUGCCACAUGGAAUGGUCCUUUCACAGGCCAGCACAUUGGCAGUGUUGGAGAGGAUAUGAAGUUGAAAAUUUGGCAAGAAGAUGUAACUCAGCCACCAAACUCAGGACGGCGUUUCAGGUCGAUCUUUCGCAUGACCGCACCACAAAGACAUCCAUUUGUAUCACUCGACUUUCGCAACAUUGACCUGGAAUCGUGGCUUGCUGUGAUAACACGCGAUGGCUAUCUCAUGAUCAUGGAACCCGUCAGCCCUGAUAGCCUUGCAGAUUGGCAGACUGUUGACCAGUUCCGAGUGUGUACCGCCCCCGAACGCGGGGAGGAAACAAGUUUCAAAGUCCAGUUUCAUCAUGACCCUACCGACAUUACUCACACUAUCUUACCGAAUUCCGAUCGCAAGAGCCUGUCGCUAAUUGUGGCUGCCAUGGACACCGUCAAGGUCUAUCGCACUGACGCAAAUCGACGAUUCUACCAUGCAAUUGAACUGAAUGGGCACAGCGGACUUGUGAGAGACAUUUCCUGGGCUAAUGGCUCUGUGCGUGGCUACGAUCUUAUUGCGAGCGGCGGCAAGGAUGGUUUUAUUCGCAUCUUUGAAGUGUACACAAUGCCAGCUAGCCAGGCACUACAGACUAACGGCCGAAAGACGGAACGCCGCAUGCACUCACAAUCUCAGUCCCAGUCACAGUCACAGUCGCAGUCACCGUCGCUCCGAGCGACAUCGCAGUCCGGGAUCGGCUCUGCUCUAGCAAGCCGUGUGCCUGCAUCGGUGACUGAUCGCCAACCCAAUGGGGAUUCACAAUUCCGACACUUGUUCAAACAGGUGGCUUGCAUCGACACUAAACACCUCGAUGUCUGGCAGGUUCAAUUCUCGUUCUCUGGUGACUCAUUGAUUUCCUCCGGAGACGAUGGGGCAGUUCGGUUCUGGAAAAGAUCUUUGUCUGGAGAAUGGCUCGAGUUCGCCGAAACAGAUAUGGCUUCUCAGUGA